AUGGGCUUCUGCUACCUAAUCGUCACCGGCGCUGCUGAGCCAACCUCAUCUUUUCUCGCUCUUGAACCUGGAUGCGACUAGGGGUUGGGAAGGGCAGUGGACGGCGUUGGGGGAGGACUGACGAGAUUUUAAAGAACUCUUUCUUUGAAUUCAUGGUGUUUCAUCCUAUAUACGACUGAGAUACCAAACCUUUUGGAUUGUUGUUAUUGGACCGAAAAAAUGACAUCUAUUAUCAAAUUAACUACCCUUUCUGGGGUCCAGGAAGAGUCUGCUCUUUGCUAUCUUCUCCAAGUCGAUGAGUUUAGAUUUUUAUUGGACUGUGGCUGGGAUGAGCACUUCUCUAUGGAUAUUAUAGAUUCCCUGAGGAAGCAUGUUCACCAGAUUGACGCAGUACUGUUGUCUCACCCCGAUCCCCUCCAUCUUGGCGCCCUUCCGUAUGCUGUCGGAAAGUUGGGUUUGAACUGUGCUAUCUAUGCAACCAUUCCUGUUUAUAAAAUGGGGCAGAUGUUCAUGUAUGAUCUUUAUCAGUCCCGACACAAUACAGAAGAUUUUACGCUCUUUACACUAGAUGAUGUGGAUGCAGCCUUUGAUAAAAUACAGCAGUUAAAAUUCUCUCAGAUUGUGAAUUUGAAAGGUAAAGGACAUGGUUUGUCUAUCACACCUCUGCCAGCUGGUCAUAUGAUAGGUGGAACAAUAUGGAAGAUAGUCAAAGAUGGAGAAGAAGAAAUUGUUUAUGCAGUUGACUUCAACCACAAGAGGGAGAUCCACUUAAAUGGAUGUUCCCUGGAAAUGCUAAGCAGACCCUCUCUACUUAUCACAGAUUCAUUUAAUGCUACGUAUGUGCAGCCCAGGAGAAAACAAAGAGACGAGCAACUUCUGACAAAUGUCCUGGAAACACUAAGAGGUGAUGGAAAUGUGUUGAUAGCAGUGGACACUGCAGGCAGAGUUUUGGAACUUGCUCAACUCCUUGAUCAAAUUUGGAGAACUAAAGAUGCAGGAUUGGGUGUUUACUCAUUGGCGCUCCUAAAUAAUGUCAGUUAUAAUGUGGUGGAAUUUUCUAAGUCCCAGGUAGAAUGGAUGAGUGAUAAAUUGAUGAGAUGUUUUGAAGACAAAAGAAAUAAUCCAUUUCAGUUUCGUCAUCUCUCUCUAUGUCAUGGUCUUUCUGACUUGGCUCGAGUACCUAGCCCUAAAGUGGUACUUGCCAGCCAGCCCGACCUGGAAUGUGGAUUUUCAAGGGAUCUGUUUAUUCAGUGGUGCCAGGACCCUAAAAACUCAAUCAUUCUAACUUACAGAACUACUCCUGGGACUUUAGCACGUUUCCUAAUUGAUAAUCCUUCUGAAAAAAUUACAGAAAUAGAGUUGAGGAAACGUGUGAAACUUGAAGGGAAAGAACUUGAAGAAUACUUGGAAAAAGAGAAACUAAAGAAAGAAGCUGCUAAAAAACUUGAACAGUCAAAAGAGGCAGACAUAGAUUCCAGUGAUGAGAGUGACGUUGAGGAAGAUAUUGACCAGCCAUCAGCUCAUAAGACUAAGCAUGACCUGAUGAUGAAAGGUGAAGGUAGUCGUAAAGGAAGUUUCUUCAAACAGGCUAAAAAGUCUUAUCCUAUGUUUCCUGCCCCAGAAGAAAGAAUUAAAUGGGAUGAAUAUGGAGAAAUUAUCAAACCAGAGGAUUUCUUAGUGCCAGAACUUCAAGCUACUGAAGAAGAAAAAAGCAAAUUAGAGUCUGGCCUGACAAAUGGAGAUGAACCCAUGGAUCAGGAUUUAUCUGAUGUUCCUACUAAGUGUAUUUCUACAACAGAAUCUAUAGAAAUAAAAGCCAGGGUUACUUACAUAGACUAUGAAGGACGCUCUGAUGGGGAUUCCAUUAAAAAAAUCAUCAAUCAGAUGAAACCACGACAGUUGAUCAUUGUCCAUGGACCACCAGAGGCCAGUCAGGAUCUUGCAGAGUGCUGCCGUGGGUUUGGUGGGAAAGAUAUUAAAGUGUACAUGCCAAAGCUACAUGAAACAGUCGAUGCCACUAGUGAAACUCAUAUCUACCAGGUGAGAUUAAAAGAUUCACUUGUCAGCUCCCUUCAGUUUUGUAAGGCAAAAGAUGCUGAAUUAGCUUGGAUAGAUGGUGUCUUAGACAUGAGAGUUUCCAAAGUGGACACAGGAGUUAUUUUAGAAGAAGGAGAACUAAAGGAUGAUGGAGAAGACUCAGAAAUGCAAGUGGACGCUCCAUCAGAUUCUAGCGUUAUAGCACAGCAGAAGGCCAUGAAAAGUCUGUUUGGAGACGAUGAGAAAGAAACAGGUGAAGAAAGUGAGAUCAUUCCUACUUUGGAACCCUUACCACCUCAUGAGGUUCCUGGACAUCAGUCGGUUUUUAUGAAUGAACCAAGACUGUCGGACUUCAAACAAGUUCUUUUAAGGGAGGGGAUCCAAGCUGAGUUCGUAGGAGGUGUACUUGUUUGCAACAAUCAAGUAGCAGUCCGUAGAACGGAAACUGGACGCAUUGGAUUAGAAGGCUGCCUUUGUCAAGAUUUUUAUAGGAUAAGAGACCUUUUAUAUGAACAGUAUGCCAUUGUGUAAAGGACAUGAUGUCAAGAAGUAUCUGUUUGACCUUUCUAAGAAAAAAGGAUUCUUACUCUAAGCUUUUGCUUUUUCGUUUUGUAACAUACAAAAAGAAUCUGCCAGAAAAACUUAACAUGCAUUAGAUUUUAAAGAAUGUAAAUAGAAACCAUAUUGCUAAUGCUCAAAUGAGCAUGCUACCUUUUGGCUUUCAGAGUGAUAGAGAUCCUUACAAGUGUGCAGGCCCUGGAGUUGAAGGUGAUUGGCUUCCUUUAGAGACCGCUUAUUCUAGAAGGGCUUGUUACUUGAAUAAAACAAUGUAACUUAGCAAACCAGUUCAUGGCCUUAGAGAAACAUGUUUGCAUGAAUUCUUGCAAACUGUUUCUUACAUUUUCUGGAGAGAAAAGUGAGAAUUUAUCUUAAAAAGAUGCAAGAUGCUAUAAAAAAAAAACCCCUGAUAAAACAGUUUGUUGAGCCUAUGUAUUUAAAAAAACAAAAAAACAAAGAGUGUGUGCUGUAACUCUUUUGAAUUCCUGUAUGCAGUUUUCUUCACAGGGAGCUUAUCUACUCCAUGCCUACGUUUCCCAGUGAUUCACUCUACUGUGAGAUGGUACACAUUUGGUUCAGAAACCAGUUUUUAUUUCUCCCAUUUCCUGUUGUAUCAAGAUUUUGUUGUUGUUGUUGUUGAGCUUGAAUUAUAACACCAUCAUUUGAAUAUACAUAAUUCAGAAAAACUCCUUGACGUUUUCUAGUCUUAAAGGUCCUUCAUACAUUUUAAACACAUCUUAACUAUCAGCUAGGUUACUGUACUAGAGACUGUUUUGUGCUUUGCUUUUAGGGAAACAAAUGUUGAACCUCACAUUUUUAUAAGGUAGCAGUAUAGUUAAAAGGUGUGAAGGUCUUCAUCUCUUAGGCUUGCUUUCUCCUAGGGUUGCCCAAGCAGUGGUUGGAUUUUAUACACAUUACUACAGAAAUAAUACCAAGUUGGAUAAGGCCAUCCAUUCUAUGUUCAUGUCUUUCUUGGGGCUAGCAGCCCUGAUACAGUAUAAACCACUUGUGUUUAAGAGUAAAAACAGUACAUGCAGUUCUCAUUGAACUUAAAAAAUGAAAGUCAUGUCACCCUAUUGUAAUCUGUGGGUGCUUUUUUAGAAUGUAGCUUAAUCAUGACAGACCUUGAUGUUUAUUUCUUAUUUAAACCCUCCUCUAUACUUAAGCAUUUUUAGAAGGGUCAGAAAUCUUGUUUAACUUAUAUGGAACUGUGUAUAAUACAACCCAGUGAUAUCAGACAAGAAUUAAUAUUUCACUCUAUUUCAAAUGUUUAGAAAGCUUUUAUUGUGAGUUAAAUUGCUAAUGCAAAGUUUACAGCCUUCUGGUACUGAAAACCAGACACACAAAACAAGUUACAGAUGAUGAAGAUAAAGAGUAUGUUUUCUUUGCAGAGCUUUGAAAAAAAAAAAUCACUUAAACUCUUACUACUGAAUAGAGUAAGCCUAGAAUCCUAUUUAUAUUCCAGGGAAAAGAAAGUCUGCAUUUGUUUCAUGGCUUAAAGCAUCUGGUUAUACAUAUUACAUUGCAAUAGUGAUAUUGAAAAAUUGUCUCUUGCCUAGCGUUUUUAUUGUCCUAUGAACAGGAAUUAAAUUUUAAAGUACUGCUUGGAGAUGGCUGUGCUAACUAAUGUCAAUGCAGGAGCAAUAUUUUUACCUGUUUCUAGAUGACAGUAUUACUAAAAUUUCUAAAAUGAAGGCAUUUGUUUAGUCCCAGUUACUUAAGAAAAAUAGAAAUUUUAAAAAGGACUCUGAGAUAAAUCAUGAACUCAGAGGCACUUUCAGAUCGUCAUUGUUCAGAGGCAAAAUAAAUACAAUGGACCAUCAGCUGAUAUCUAUAAUUUGGUUAAAAAGAAAUUUUGUUGUAAUAUUUGUGGCAGUGGGAUUAUAAAUGUCAAGUAUCAUUGCAAACUUUCUAUAUUUUCAUGAACCAGUAGGUGGCCUGAAACAGAAGUGAGAAAAUCAAGUUUCUAAGGAGGGCCUUUGCCUUUUUAAAAAAAUUUGAGAUACGAUUCACAUACUUUUAAAAUUCACUCUUUUAAAGUUACAUUUAUUUUUUUUUUUUAGUAUAUUUACAGUGUUGUGCAACCAUUACCACCAUCUAAUUCCAGAACACUUCAUUGCCCCGAAAAGAAACUCCGUACCCCUUAGCAGUCACUCCCAAUUCUCGCUUCUCCUCAGCCCCAGGCAAGCAUUAAUCUGUCUUCUUCUGUCUCUAUGAAUUUACCUAUUCUGGACAGUUCAUAAAAAUGGAAUCAUACAGUAUGUGGUCUUUUGUGUCUGACUUCUUUCACUUAGCAUAACUUUUAAGAUUCAUCGAUGCUGUAGCAUGUAUCAGUAUUCUUUUUAUGGCUGAAUAAUAUUCCAUAUGGAUAUACUGCAUUUUGUUUAUCCACUCAUCAGUUGAGAGACCUUUGGUUUGUUUCCACUUUUUGGCUAUUAUGAAUAAUGCUGUUAUGAACAUUUGUGUACAGGUUUUUUGUAUGGGCAUAUGUUUUCAAUUUGGGGAGGCAUAUACGUUAAGAGUAGAAUUGCUGGAUCACAUGGUAACUCUGUGUAACCUUUUGGGAAAUUGCCAGACUGUUUUCCAAAGUGACUGCACCAUUUUACAUUCCUGUGUCCUCGGCAACACUGGUUACUCACCAUCUUUUUUAUUUUAGCCAUUUUAGUGUGUGUGAAGAGGUAUCUCAUUGUGGUUUCGAUUUGCAUUUCUCUAAUGACUGAUGAUUUUGAGCUUCUUUUCUGUACUUAUUGGCUGUUUGUAUAUCUUCUUCGGACAAAUGUCUGUUCAGAUCCUUUGCCUAUUUUUAAAUUGGGUCAUUUAUCUUUUCAUUGUUGAGUUAAAGAGUUUUUUUAUACACUCUGGAUACUAAAUCCUUAUCAUAUGUAUGAUGUGCAAAUAUUUUUUCCCAUUCUCUUUGUUUUUUUACUAUCUUGAUAGUGUCCUUUGAAGCACCAAAGUUUUUAAUUUUGAUGAAGUCUAAUUUAUCUGUUUUAUUCUUUGGUCCCUUGUGCUAUUGGUGUCAUAUCUUAGAAACCCAUUGCUUCAUCCCGUGUCACAAAGAUUUAUACCUAUUUUUUUUUCUAAGAGCUUUAUGGUUUAAUAUAGUUCUUACAUUUAAGUCUUUGAUCCAUUUUGAGUUAACUUUUAUGUAUGAUGUGAGGUAGGGGUCUGAUUUCAUUCUUUUGCAUUUAGAUAUCCAGUAGCCCCAGCACCAUUUGUUGAAAAGACUAUUUCCUCAUCAAAUUUUCUUGCCACCUUUGUUGAAAAUCAGUUGCCCAUGAAUAUGACUUUGUUCUUGGAUUCUCAAUUCUAUCUCACGGAUGUAUACAUCUAUCCUUAUGCCAGUAUUGUUUUGGAUACCGUAACUAUGUAUUAAAUUUUGAAAUCGGCAAGUGUACAUCCUCCAACUUUUUUCUCUUUCAAGAUUGUUUAGGCUGUUCUGGUUCCCUGGCAUUUUCAUAUGAAUUUUAGAAUCAGUUUAUCAAUGUCUGUAAAAAGGCCACUCACUUUUAAUAGGAAAAAAAAAAUACUUAAAAUUUAGAGCUUAAAAUCUUAGAAUGUUAUGGCUGAGAGGGACUAUAGAAUUCAUCUAGUUCAAUGCGCUUAUUUUAGUAUUGAAUGAAUGGGCCUGUGGGAGGUCAGGGGUUUGCUUGAGUCAGAUAGCUGGUCAGAGACAGAGUUGGAAUUGGAACCUAGCCUUCAUAGAGUCUGUUCAUUUUAUAUUAAAUGAAUGAAUCUAGAAUCCUUAUAGAAUCCAUUGAUUCAAUACUAAAAUAAGUAUAUUGAACUACAUGACUUCUUCAGUUCCUCUCAGGCAUAACAUUCUGAGAUUUUAGGCUGUAAAUUUCAACUACUUUUUUCCCUGCACUGCUGUGCUGCUUCGCUUUCUUAGUUAUAUUCACUUUGCUUAGGGGGAAUACUUUCAGUUUAUCUGCUCUAAGAACAGCAUCUGGCAGCUGUUACUUAGGACAAUAGCCUGCUGAGAGAGAGAGACUGCUUGCAUUCUGUGUGAUGGCCAGUGAAGGUGGGGAGGGCGGGGAGAGAAAGGGUAAAUGUCACCUUCUGUACUUUUCUUUGGUUUUAAGGUUCUAGAGUUUUAGCACACGGUUAUUGUCCUUUAAAUAUUGAUGAACUCAUUACCACUUAAGUCAAAGGGUGUAAAUAGUGGUUAGUAAUUCAGUGAUUGAGAGGUUGAUUGUUUGCUUGUUUGUUUGUGUGGUGGUUGUUCUCUGCCACCCCUAACCCCUUCUUUAUUCAGCCAUUUGAUAACUACAGAGUGGAUGGCUAAGUGACGACGCAGUGCGAACUGAGAAGGAAUCUUCAGAUCUGCCUACCUGGGCGGGGAUCAAGGAAAGGUUUUUUUCCUUCUUCUUUUGCUUUUCUCUCACUUUAACCACGUGAAUUGUGUUUGUGAGAAAGUACCCAAAAUUGUCACAGUAAAAGCCCAGGACUUUGCUGGAAGUGAGGGUAUCUUUGCUUCUCUCUCCUGUUGGUCCCCGCCUCCUCCCCGCCCCCGCCCCAUUCCCACACAGCUCUAUUUUUUUGGUGCUUUUUCCUUCACUACUCAGCCCAUUUCAUUUUAGUUCUUGAAGUCAAAAUGUGAUUUCGAGGAGCAAAAUAGGAGUUUGGAGAGUUUUAAAUCUCUCCUCAUUGUAGUUGAAGAGAACCGAAAGUGUAUGUGCUUCUUCUGUGAAAUUGUUAAUGGAAUUCCAUGGAUCCUACUCAAACAUUUGAUACUGAGUGAUAAUUUCAAGCAGAGAAUACACAAAGGAUUCAUAAGGACGUACUACAUCGCUUUCUGAAGUUAUUUUAAUGUUCAGUAUCCAAUUUAUUGUGUGUAUUUCCUUUUUCUUCUUGACACUUUUUUUUUUUUUUAAAGGCACCA
Messenger RNA from Physeter macrocephalus (sperm whale), 7480 nucleotides. It is a transcript of the gene CPSF2, whose product is annotated as cleavage and polyadenylation specific factor 2. The coding region runs from base 220 to 2568 and encodes 782 amino acids. The record is from RefSeq and is a predicted model, not a curated record. The transcript has 16 exons. Gene Ontology annotation, biological process: mRNA 3'-end processing by stem-loop binding and cleavage. Gene Ontology annotation, cellular component: mRNA cleavage and polyadenylation specificity factor complex. NCBI's taxonomy places the organism in Eukaryota, Metazoa, Chordata, Mammalia, Artiodactyla, Physeteridae. Gene Ontology annotation, molecular function: RNA binding.